Messenger RNA from Exophiala spinifera, 684 nucleotides. RefSeq lists its product as uncharacterized. The transcript has 2 exons. Gene Ontology annotation, molecular function: acyltransferase activity, transferring groups other than amino-acyl groups. Bases 1 to 684 code for a protein of 227 amino acids. The record is from RefSeq and is a predicted model, not a curated record. Lineage: Eukaryota; Fungi; Ascomycota; Eurotiomycetes; Chaetothyriales; Herpotrichiellaceae.
AUGCACGUCAGACCUGGGAAGGCACAAGACCUCCCGGACUGCGCAACCAUCUCUCGCAAUGCUAUGUUCGAUGACAAUUUGACUGCAUAUGUAGCUCCUCAUCGCCAUAAUCACCCAGAAUGCUUGCGUCAAGGCAUUCUCCGAAGGGCCAAAAAGAGAUUCUAUGGCGGUGACACUCUGUGGGUUGCUGUAACGGACGACAACGAUGCCGAUUGGGACGGGCAUGAGAAGGUCAUCGGCCAUCUUUCAGCAAGCUCGACCCGUGAAGCAAAUUCGAAGCCCUCGGCGUUUUCAUGGAAAGGCCUGGAAGUGCGACUUCUUCAGCUCGAAGAACUCUUCAUCUGGUACACAAAUUCAGACAGAUCGAUUUCGAGGCGCAAAUGGACCGAGUUCGCAUCAGGAAAGUGGACAGGAUAUCAAGAUCCCUUUGCCAACUUCAAAGAGUACUGGCACGUCUCCCAUCUGUCCGUAGAUCCGGAAUAUCAACGACGCGGCGUUGGUACGGCUUUGAUUGAGAACGUGAAGAGGCUUGCUUCCAAAGACACCCUACCCUUGGCCCUUCUUUCAAGCGUCCAAGGGAGAUUCCUGUACCUGAAAAGUGGCUUUCGCGAACUCGAACAACUCAAUGAAGGAACACUGUACGCCUGCCAUCUCAUGGCCUGGUAUCCAGACUCUUCUAAAUGA